GCAUGCGCCAGGAGGGAGCGCAAUCACUGACUCGGCUUGCGGCUACCGGUUAAAAAAAGGAAACCCCGGAGAGCCAGAGCGCGAAGGAAAUCUGGCCGCUGCCGCCGCGAGCGCGUUCCCGAAUUCUGAGACUCAUGGUUGGUCAUAUGGAAGAGUACCUUGAACUUACAGUAUUCUGAAGAAUCAGUUCAAAGGAUCCAAAGAGUACAAAAGGAGAAGUACAAAUGUCUACCACAAGACGGAAACGUAUUAUGUUAUGCUGUUUACUGUAAGCUGUAGUAAAAUGAGCUCAAUUGUUGACAGAGAUGACAGUAGUAUUUUUGAUGGGUUGGUUGAAGAAGAUGACAAGGACAAAGCAAAAAGAGUAUCCAGAAACAAAUCUGAAAAGAAACGCAGAGAUCAGUUUAAUGUUCUCAUUAAAGAAUUGGGAUCCAUGCUUCCCGGUAAUGCUAGAAAGAUGGACAAAUCUACUGUUCUGCAGAAAAGCAUUGAUUUUUUACGAAAGCAUAAAGAAAUCACUGCACAGUCAGAUGCUAGUGAAAUUCGACAGGACUGGAAACCUACAUUCCUUAGUAAUGAGGAGUUUACACAGUUAAUGUUAGAGGCUCUUGAUGGUUUUUUUUUAGCAAUCAUGACAGAUGGAAGCAUAAUAUAUGUGUCUGAGAGUGUAACUUCAUUACUUGAACAUUUACCAUCUGAUCUUGUGGAUCAAAGUAUAUUUAAUUUUAUCCCAGAGGGGGAACAUUCAGAGGUUUAUAAAAUACUCUCUACUCAUCUGCUGGAAAGUGAUUCAUUAACCCCUGAAUAUUUAAAAUCAAAAAAUCAGUUAGAAUUCCGUUGUCAUAUGCUUCGAGGAACAAUAGACCCAAAGGAGCCAUCUACCUAUGAAUAUGUGAAAUUUAUAGGAAAUUUCAAAUCUUUAAACAGUGUAUCCACUUCAGCACACAAUGGUUUUGAAGGAACUAUACGACGCACACAUAGGCCUUCGUAUGAAGAUAGAAUUUGUUUUGUAGCUACUGUCAGGUUAGCUACACCUCAGUUUAUCAAGGAAAUGUGCACUGUUGAAGAGCCCAAUGAGGAGUUCACAUCUAGACAUAGUUUAGAGUGGAAGUUUCUAUUUCUAGAUCACAGGGCACCACCCAUAAUAGGAUAUUUGCCAUUUGAAGUUCUGGGAACGUCAGGCUAUGAUUACUAUCAUGUGGAUGACCUAGAAAAUUUGGCAAAAUGUCAUGAACACUUAAUGCAGUAUGGGAAAGGCAAAUCAUGUUAUUAUAGGUUCCUGACCAAAGGGCAACAGUGGAUUUGGCUUCAAACUCAUUAUUAUAUCACUUACCAUCAGUGGAAUUCACGGCCAGAGUUUAUUGUUUGUACUCACACUGUAGUAAGUUAUGCAGAAGUUAGGGCUGAAAGACGACGAGAACUUGGCAUUGAAGAGUCUCUUCCUGAGACAGCUGCUGACAAAAGCCAAGAUUCUGGGUCUGAUAAUCGUAUAAACACAGUCAGUCUCAAGGAAGCACUGGAAAGGUUUGAUCAUAGCCCAACUCCUUCUGCCUCCUCUCGGAGUUCAAGAAAGUCUUCUCACACAGCCGUCUCAGACCCCUCCUCAACACCAACAAAGAUCCCAACAGAUACCAGCACUCCUCCCAGACAGCACUUACCAGCUCACCAGAAGAUGGCGCAGAGGAGGCCAUCGUUCAGUAGUCAGUCCAUAAAUUCCCAAUCUGUUGGUUCAUCAUUAACACAGCCUGUGAUGUCUCAAGCUACAAAUUUACCAAUUCCACAAGGCAUGUCCCAGUUUCAGUUUUCAGCUCAAUUAGGGGCCAUGCAGCAUCUGAAAGACCAGUUAGAGCAGCGGACACGGAUGAUAGAGGCAAACAUUCAUCGGCAACAAGAAGAACUAAGAAAAAUUCAAGAACAACUCCAAAUGGUCCAUGGCCAAGGGCUGCAGAUGUUUUUACAACAAUCAAACCCUGGACUGAAUUUUGGUUCUGUUCAACUUUCUUCUGGAAAUUCAUCCAACAUCCAGCAACUUGCACCUAUAAAUAUGCAAGGCCAGGUUGUUCCUACUAACCAAGUUCAAAGUGGAAUGAACACCGGACAUCUUGGCACAACUCAGCACAUGCUGCCACAGCAGACCUUACAGAGUACAUCAACUCAGCAGAAUCAACAAAAUGUACUGAGUGGGCAUGGUCAGCAAACCUCUCUUCCCAGUCAGACACAGAGCGCUCUCACAGCCCCGCUGUAUAACACAAUGGUGAUUUCUCAGCCUGCCGCUGGAAGCAUGGUCCAGAUCCCGUCUAGUGUGCCACAAAAUAGUGCUCAGAGUGCUGCAGUCACUAGCUUCACUCAGGACAGACAGAUAAGAUUUUCUCAAGGUCAGCAACUUGUGACCAAAUUAGUGACUGCUCCUGUAGCAUGCGGGGCCGUCAUGGUGCCAAGCACCAUGCUCAUGGGCCAAGUGGUGACUGCCUAUCCGACGUUCACUACUCAGCAGCAGCAGUCUCAGGCACUGUCGGUGACGCCGCCGCAGCAGCAGCAGCCACCGCAGAGCUCCCAGGACCCACAGCUGACCACAGUGCCCCAACCUUCUCAGGCCCAGCUGACUCAGCCUCCACAGCAGUUUUUACAGACUUCUAGGUUGCUCCACGGAAACCCUUCAGCUCAGCUCAUCCUCUCUGCUGCGUUUCCUCUACAGCAGAGCACUUUCCCUCAGUCACAUCACCAGCAGCACCAGUCUCAGCCACAGCAGCAGCUUAGUCGGCACAGGACUGACAGUUUGACUGACCCUUCCAAGGUUCAACCACAGUAGCACAUGUGCUUCCUCUCUGACGUCAGGGGAGGAAGGGGAUGGCCCAAAAAGAGCUACUCAGAUGACCUGAGGAUAGGAGGAAACGUCCCAGCAGUUUCAUGAAUGUUCUAGUUCCUGGAAUUGGCGGAGAAAAUGGUGCCUAGUGCUACAGAUGUGUAUUAAAUACCAGCCAGCAGGAGACGAUCACAGGGACGUAGCCAGUUCUGACAGUGUUUUAGUUGCCCAGGUAUUUUUUCGAUGGAAAAAGAGUAUAUUGCCAAAUGUAAGAAGCCCAGCUAUGAAAUGACCUCCAGUGAAUCAGAAAGGCACUAACGAUGUUAGUAACUUUUAGUGGUUCUGUGCCUAUUGUCAAGUGUUACAGAGGACACGCCACUGCCACGUCAGGGGUUUGCUUGCAGUGAUGCCAUGAAGACAGUCCAGUAGACUUGGUAGCCCCCGCCCCAGCCCCUCUCCCUUUUUAGAUAAUGAUGGAACAGUAAUUCCUUUCAGAAUGUUGUGUGGGUUCAAAUUCUCUGUGUACAGAUGCUGUAAAAACGUGUAUAUGUCUGGAUAAAAGGAGAGAAAGCAAAAC
Otolemur garnettii (small-eared galago) is the source of this 3380-nucleotide messenger RNA. It is a transcript of the gene CLOCK, whose product is annotated as clock circadian regulator. The record is from RefSeq and is a predicted model, not a curated record. Gene Ontology annotation, molecular function: DNA-binding transcription factor activity, RNA polymerase II-specific; protein dimerization activity; E-box binding. The coding region runs from base 257 to 2809 and encodes 850 amino acids. The transcript is spliced from 22 exons. Gene Ontology annotation, cellular component: nucleus; cytoplasm; CLOCK-BMAL transcription complex. Gene Ontology annotation, biological process: circadian regulation of gene expression; regulation of transcription by RNA polymerase II. NCBI's taxonomy places the organism in Eukaryota, Metazoa, Chordata, Mammalia, Primates, Galagidae.